Eruca vesicaria subsp. sativa (arugula) is the source of this 771-nucleotide messenger RNA. The record is from the annotation of a GenBank genome assembly. NCBI's taxonomy places the organism in Eukaryota, Viridiplantae, Streptophyta, Magnoliopsida, Brassicales, Brassicaceae.
AUGAACGCUUAUAACCGCAGCUUUCCUUCGAUUCUUUGUUUCUCUGCUGAUAUGAGGAGAGGGAAGAUUGGGGAGGAUUGGGUUUUGGAUGCCCACUUGUUGAGGCUUCUCUAUAACCGUCUUCUGCAGUGGCGGUUUGCCAAUGCCAGGGCUCACUCCACUUUCUUGGUGCAGAGGCUGAGUGCAGAGAGAAACCUGUGGAAUGCAUGGGUAUCAAUCUUGGACUUGCGCCAUUCUGUCACUCUGAAACGGAUCAGGUUGCUCUUGCUGAGGCAGAAACUGAAACUAGCUUCCAUCUUGAAGGAGCAGAUGGGUUACUUAGAAAAAUGGUCUCUUAUGGACAGAGAUCAUUCGAAUUCUUUGUCAGGAGCAACUGAAGCCUUGAAAGGCAGCACGCUUCGUCUUCCAAUUAUUGGUAAAGCUGUGGUUGAUAUUAUAGAUCUUAAGCAUGUCAUUAGUUCAGCUGUUGAUGUCUUGCACGCUAUGGCGUCUUCCAUAUUCUCGUUGACACCGAAGGUGGAUGAAAUGAAGUCAGUAAUGGCCGAAAUGGUGAAUAUCACAGCUGAGGAAAAGGUCUUGCUCGAACGAUGUCAAGGAUUCUUAUCAAUAGCAGCAGCUAUGCAGCAUGAAGACGCACAUAAUACAACUAAGCCGGAAACUGACUUCACAACUGUAGAAACUGAUGAGUUUAUGACUACUCUCACACCACUCGACAAUAUGAUUUCUAACCAUGCUUACAUUUCCACGGCCUUUAUCUGUUUCCUUGCGUAA